Macrosiphum euphorbiae (potato aphid) is the source of this 516-nucleotide messenger RNA. The record is from the annotation of a GenBank genome assembly. NCBI's taxonomy places the organism in Eukaryota, Metazoa, Arthropoda, Insecta, Hemiptera, Aphididae.
AUGACUACAGUCAAAAGUAAAACAUUUAAAUGGUCGUUAGAUUUUACAAGAAACAAACAUGAAAAAUCGACAGACAAUGUAAGUCCACCAGGAUAUAGUCAAUUAGCUGGACAAAAUGGUACUGAACUUACAAGAGACAGUGAAUCCAGUAGACUAAUUAUUAAAAAAUCUUGGGAUCUAGCAUUAGGACCACUAAAACAAGUGCCAAUGAACUUGUUUAUUAUGUAUAUGGCCGGAAACUCGAUUUCUAUUUUUCCGAUCAUGAUGGUUGGUAUGUUGAUAGUAAGACCAGUCAAAGCAUUAUUUACACUACAAACGACAUUUAAAACCAUUGAAGGAACACAAGCUUGGGGUCAAAAAUUUAUAUUCUUCAUUGGAAAUUGCGUUAAUAUUGUUUUAGCAUUAUACAAAUGUCAAUCUAUGGGUUUAUUACCAACACAUGCAUCAGAUUGGCUUGCAUUUAUCAAUCAGCCUACUAGAAUGGAGUACUCUGGAGGUGGCUUUGUUUUAAGUUAA